Purpureocillium lilacinum is the source of this 1035-nucleotide messenger RNA. RefSeq names its product peroxisomal membrane protein pex14. Gene Ontology annotation, molecular function: signaling receptor binding. The record is from RefSeq and is a predicted model, not a curated record. Gene Ontology annotation, cellular component: peroxisomal membrane; peroxisomal importomer complex. Gene Ontology annotation, biological process: protein import into peroxisome matrix, docking. Lineage: Eukaryota; Fungi; Ascomycota; Sordariomycetes; Hypocreales; Ophiocordycipitaceae.
AUGGCUAUCCGCGAGGACAUCGUUGCCUCUGCAGCGCAAUUCCUGCAAGAUCCAAGCGUUGCCUCGUCGACGGUCGAGAACAAGAUCUCGUUUCUCCGGACCAAGAACCUCACGCAGGAGGAAAUCGACGCCGCGCUCGCCCGGUCCGGCGGACACGCGCCGCCAUCGGGCCCGCCAGCACAGUACGGCGGCCCGCCGUCCGGGCCUCCUCAACCUUACUACCAGCAAUACCCACAAUAUGCGUGGCAGCCGCCGCCACCGGCUCCCAGGAGAGACUGGCGAGACUGGUUCAUAAUGGCAACGGUGGUCAGCGGCGUGGGCUACGGCCUGUACUCGCUGGGCAAGCGCUACGUGUAUCCUCUCGUCGCGCCUCCGACGCCGGAGCGACUAGAGCAGGACAAAAAGUCCAUCGAGGAGCAGUUUGACAAGGCGUUUGCGCUGGUGGAGCAGCUGGCCAAGGACACAGAGGCGCUCAAGACGGCAGAGCAGCAGCGGACGGAGAAGCUGGACACGGCCAUCUCGGAGCUCGACACGGUCAUGGCGGACCUCAAGGCGGCCAACCGGCGGCGCGAGGACGACGCGCAGCGCAUCCGCGACGAGGUGCAGGCCCUCAAGGAGGCCAUCCCCAAGGCCAUGGACAACCAGAAGACGCUGACGGACACGCGGCUGUCGGAGAUCAACACGGAGCUCACGAGCCUGAAGACGCUGGUGUCGCAGAGGAUGUCGUCGAACGCCGCGCCGGCGGCCGCGACAACAGGGAGCAGCUACUCGCGCCCCGGCGGCACCGUGAGCGGAACCCGCGUGCCGCAGCCGACGGUCGAGAGCGUCCCGGAGAGCAGCAGCGCCAGCACGCCGGCUGCGACCGAGCCCCCCAAGAGCCUUGCGCAGAGCAGCUUCAACCGGCCGAGCGGAAGCGGGAAGGCGUCGAUCCCGGCGUGGCAGAUGGCCGCCGCCAACAAGAGCGCGGCGGCGUCGAGCGCCACCAACGGGGAGGCCGCCGGUAGCGAGCAGAAGGAGGCGAGCAGCAGCUCGUAG